AAUUGGCUGCUGGGGAGUUGCUCUCUGCGGCCUGCUUCCGCUUCGGGAAUUGUGCUCUCCGGAAAGUGUAGUCAGCAGCUAGAAAUUGAGGAGAACAGUUGAGUUAUGCACCUGUGACUGAGAAGGUACAGGAAUCAUGGCAGACUUGACCAAACUCCACACGGACCCAUCCAGGUUUAUUUGCAUUUAUCCAGCUUAUAUCAAUAACAAGAAAACAGUUGCCGAAGGGAGAAGGAUACCUAUUGAAAAGGCUGUGCAGAAUCCAACAUGUUCCGAGAUUGCAGACGUGUGCCGUGCCAACAAGUUGCAAGUUGUUGUAGAGGCAGAUAAAAUGUACACACGUGAGUUGAACCGAGACGUCCAGUUCAGAGGCAGAGUGCGCGUGCAGUUGAAGAACGAGGAUGGGACACCAUGUGUGGACAAACUUACAUCAAGGAAAGCUGUAAUGCUCCGAGUAGCAGAAGACAUCCCAAAACUAAAGACCAGAACUCAAAAAUCAGGAGGCAGCGACCAAAAUGUGCCUCAAGGUGAUGGUGGCAAGAAAAGCAAAAAGAAGAAGAAAUAAUUGACCUGAGUAAAUGCAAGACUGGUCCACAUUAAGAAUGAUGCUAAAAGAUAGGGAGCUGAACUGACCAUUUACCGUUAUCAUGCAAGCUAAGCUCCCCCCCCCCAAGAAUAGUAGUAUUUUUUUAUUUUUGUUUCUCCAUACUGGAAUACAACACAACCUUUAUCUCAAGUUGUAAAUUGUUUGUAUCACACAAAAUAUAGCAGGUAAACCCCUGCAGGCAUAGGUGUUUCAUGAUGGGCCACAGUAUUGAUUUUUAGUAUCUAGGACAUACCUUUAUUAAUAAAAAUAUUUGUACAGCAGUUCAUGUACUGUAUCGAUAAUGGGGAAGGAGCUUUGUUUUCUAAUAAACUGGUUCCCAUAACCUCCCAUGAACGGCAGUGAAGCUGCAAAUAUGUAGUGAUUGAUGCAAUUUUUUUUUCCCCAAUGAUUGAAGGGAACAGAAAUGAGCGCUCUCAUAAGAAACCUGGUUGUCUGUACUGUCAUUUAAGCUGCUAAAAGUGUCAGGAUAAGUUUAUUUGUAUUACAUCUGGUGCAUUUUUCCAUAUGUUGUAAUUAAAGGCAUUUCAGUUAUAUCCUAUAAAAAA
Molecule: messenger RNA, 1152 nt
Organism: Spea bombifrons (plains spadefoot toad)
Lineage: Eukaryota; Metazoa; Chordata; Amphibia; Anura; Pelobatidae
Gene: SRP19
Product: signal recognition particle 19
Exons: 6
Coding region: 137-565 (142 amino acids)
Biological process (GO): SRP-dependent cotranslational protein targeting to membrane, signal sequence recognition; SRP-dependent cotranslational protein targeting to membrane
Cellular component (GO): signal recognition particle, endoplasmic reticulum targeting
Molecular function (GO): 7S RNA binding
Source: RefSeq, a predicted model, not a curated record